AUGGCCCUUCCAGAUAACUUGGCAAUCCCACCGGGAUCCCGCAUUUUGGUGACGGGUGCCAACGGUCUCGUCGGCUCCCACGUCGCCAACCAGUUCCUCCAGUUCGGCUUCAACGUCCGGGGCACAGUCCGUGACGUGGCCAAGUGUGACUGGCUCCGCCUUCUGUUUGAAACCAAGUACGGCAUGGACCGCUUCGAGUUGCUCGCCGUCCCCGACAUUGCUUGCCAGGGGGCACUAGACGAGGCCGUCAAGGGUGUCUCGGCUGUUAUACACGUCGCAUCUAUCCUCAGUUUCAGCCCCGACCCCGAGCAGGUGAUUCCAGGGGCGGUCGCUGGCGCUCUCAAUGCGCUCAAAGCAGCAUACAAGGAAACCAGCGUCAAGCGCUUCAUCCUUACUUCUUCCAAGGAUGCAGCGGCUCCUCAUCAGUCAGUCGAGGAGUCUCCAGUUGUCACCAAUGAGAGUUGGAAUGAUGGCGUCGUCAUGGCGGCCUGGGCACCCCCUCCGUAUACCCCCGAGCGCAGCGGCGCUGUCUACUCUGCGAGCAAGGUUGAGCAGGAGAAGGCGGUCUGGAAGUUUCACGAGGAGAACAAGGGCAAGCGACCGGACUUGGCUGUCAACACAGUGCUGCCAAGCUUCAACCUGGGAAGAAGUCUCGACCCCGUUAACCAGGGACAUGCCUCUUCCACGGAAACCAUCGCCAUCUUGUGGAAAGGGGAGAGAGUUCCGGAGUGGCUCUGGGCGCCCAUGCCCUUUGUCGACGUCGAGGACACGGCCCGCCUUCACGUUGCUGCAGCCGUUUGUCAAGACGUGCAGAGCGAGCGCGUCUUCGGCAUUGUGGAUUCGUUCAACUGGGACCAGGUGCUGGAUAUUCUCCGCAAGCAGAACCCCGACCGCAAGUUCCACGACAAUUUUGCCAGCGGGAAGCGUGUCGUUACCGUGGCGUCCAAAGACCGUGCCGAGGAACUGCUGAGGCGGCUGGGCCGACCUGGAUGGACGUCGUUGGAAGAUAGCGUUGCAAUGAAUACGGAGGAUCUUCGAUCAGCGCUGUCAAGCUAA
Messenger RNA from Hirsutella rhossiliensis, 1056 nucleotides. Its product is annotated as NAD dependent epimerase/dehydratase family domain-containing protein. The record is from RefSeq and is a predicted model, not a curated record. Lineage: Eukaryota; Fungi; Ascomycota; Sordariomycetes; Hypocreales; Ophiocordycipitaceae. Bases 1 to 1056 code for a protein of 351 amino acids. Gene Ontology annotation, molecular function: oxidoreductase activity, acting on the CH-OH group of donors, NAD or NADP as acceptor. The transcript has 4 exons.